ACUAACUUUAUAAAUAACAUGCUCUAUAUUGUUCACAAGUAACAACCUAUAAUUCACUUUCACUUGGGAUUUAGUGAUUCUCUACAAUCAUGGCAAACGAGGUAGUUUUGUUGGAUACAUGGGUUAGCAUGUUUGGUAUGAGGGUUAGAAUUGCAUUAGCUGAAAAGGGAGUUCAAUAUGAGUACAAAGAAGAAAAUCUUAGAGAUAAAAGUCCUAUACUUCUUCAGAUGAAUCCAAUUCAUAAGAAAAUUCCAGUUCUUAUUCAUAAUGGAAAACCUGUUUGUGAAUCAGCUAUUAUUGUCCAGUAUAUAGAUGAGGUUUGGAAUGAUAAAGCUCCAUUCAUGCCUUCUGAUCCUUAUGAGAGAGCUCAAGCUAGAUUUUGGGUUGAUUAUAUUGAUAAAAAGGUGUAUGAUACUUGGAGGAAAAUGUGGCUUUCAAAAGGGGAAGAGCAUGAGGAAGGGAAGAAAGAAUUGAUCUCAAUCUUCAAGACACUAGAGGAAACUUUGGGUGACAAGCCUUUCUACGGUGGUGCUACUUUUGGCUUUCUUGACAUUGGUUUGAUCCCUUUUUACAGCUGGUUUUAUGCUUAUGAAACAUAUGGUAACUUUAAAAUGGAAGUGGAGUGUCCUAAGCUUAUGGCAUGGGCCAAGAGAUGUUUGGAGAAAGAAAGUGUUUCAAAAACUCUUCCUGAUCAAAUGAAGGUGUAUGAUUUUGUUGUGAGCAUGAAGAAAUCACUUGGUUUGGAUUAGAGAUCAGGACUUAAUGAAUCAAAUUAAUAAUGUUUGCUAGUUAAAUAUGAUAUUAUUGUGUCAUGUGCUUAGAUAUAAGAUAUUAUACUAUGGUUUGCUAGACACUUGAGUGUGUCUACAGUAUGGCAUUUGGAACAUAGGAGUAUUGAAUGUCACUAUGGUUGUUUUAAGUUGAACACUUAUAUUUGGUCUAUAACUAAAUUACUUAUACUAUUUGGCUGUUAACUGUUUUCUUUAA
Molecule: messenger RNA, 987 nt
Organism: Medicago truncatula (barrel medic)
Lineage: Eukaryota; Viridiplantae; Streptophyta; Magnoliopsida; Fabales; Fabaceae
Product: glutathione S-transferase 3
Exons: 2
Coding region: 90-749 (219 amino acids)
Biological process (GO): glutathione metabolic process
Cellular component (GO): cytoplasm
Molecular function (GO): glutathione transferase activity
Source: RefSeq, a predicted model, not a curated record